AGUGGCCUCCACGGUUCCAUGUGGAACGUAAGCUCGUGGGGCCGCAGGGGGCUGGCACCGGUCAUUCGGAACUGAGGGACCGCGGUGAAGGAAGCCAGGAAGCGUCAAGGGAGGACUUGAGGCUCAGGCUGUCAUGGAGCCCUGCACCAAGACCGCCAGACUGGCUGCCAACCAAGCAGCCUCCGGCAUCGGCAGUGUGGCUGAGGGCAGUCAGCAAUGCGGAGAUGGGGCACCCAAAGCCCGAAAUCCAGGGAUGGGAGCUGCUCAGCUACUAGAUCUUCCUCUUGGAGUCAAGCUCCCGGUGAUCCCAGGAACUGAUACUGUAUAUUUUACGACGAAUAUCGGUGAAAAGACCCCCUACUCCACCUGAUUCUCCAGGAUUCAAGAACUGAACUGAACUUGUAAAAUGAACAAAGAUCACAAACUGGUACCUUCAGGACCCUCUGGAUUGGUGCACACUAUCAUGUGGUAGUGUGAAUUGAAUUAGAAGCCUACAAACAAAGGGCACAUGACCUCUGCUUUUCCAGCUCCCCCCACAUACUCCAACAUCAUCACCUGUUUUCCGACUUGGCAUUGUAUCAGUAAGCACUAAAGCUGAAAGAAUGCAAAGACAACAUUAGCACAUUUUUACACAUUCUUCUUUCACUUACCUUUUCAU
This is a messenger RNA of Peromyscus eremicus (cactus mouse), 658 nucleotides long. RefSeq names its product fibrous sheath-interacting protein 2-like. Lineage: Eukaryota; Metazoa; Chordata; Mammalia; Rodentia; Cricetidae. The transcript has 3 exons. The record is from RefSeq and is a predicted model, not a curated record. The coding region runs from base 134 to 370 and encodes 78 amino acids.